AUAAGCGAUGGUAUACAUAUAUCGAGUGGACGGCGCGCCUUCAGACGUUCUUAGUCCAGUCAGCUGGUUACUCUCCUGUCAUCGGAAACUCUCAAGACGCUGAGGCAAUGAGUAUCACGAGGCGUUUGGCAUGGAUGGUUCCUCUCGUCGCCGUCCUGGGUUCGACUCUGGUAUCCUCCUGGUCCUUCCCCGCCCCGUUGGUCGACCUUUAUCACUCCUGGUUCCUGUCCCCAGCGCCCCCGCCGCCGCCGCAAGGAGAGGACACAACCCCAGGUCCUCCCACUCCCGCAGAGACAACAACUCCCUUGAAGUCGACGCCUCCUUCAGCCUCCCGACGAGAGCGGUGGCGGAGGGCGGGCAAAGGAGAGGCUGAGGCUCAGGACGAAGGAGCUUGCGGAGCGGAUCUGAGGGGGAGGAUCCUGCUUAGGCUAUAUAUAUGA
Molecule: messenger RNA, 440 nt
Organism: Penaeus vannamei (Pacific white shrimp)
Lineage: Eukaryota; Metazoa; Arthropoda; Malacostraca; Decapoda; Penaeidae
Source: RefSeq, a predicted model, not a curated record